Molecule: messenger RNA, 1633 nt
Organism: Podarcis raffonei (Aeolian wall lizard)
Lineage: Eukaryota; Metazoa; Chordata; Lepidosauria; Squamata; Lacertidae
Gene: CDC50B
Product: transmembrane protein 30B
Exons: 1
Coding region: 1-1083 (360 amino acids)
Biological process (GO): phospholipid translocation
Cellular component (GO): plasma membrane; endoplasmic reticulum; Golgi apparatus
Source: RefSeq, a predicted model, not a curated record
AUGGCCUCGGGCUCGUACAACGUGAGCGGCGGCCACGCCCCGGCGGACCGUGGCCCGACGGCGCAAAACAAGCCGGACAACACGGCCUUCACUCAGCAGCGACUCCCGGCCUGGCAGCCUCUGCUGUCGGCCGGCACGGUGCUGCCACUCUUCUUCUGCUUGGGCGUGGCCUUCUUGGCCCUGGGCUUGGGGCUCCACUUCUCCUCGGAGGACAUCCACGAGCUGGAGCUCGACUACACCGGCGCGCCAGGCUCCAGUUGCUCUCGCUGCGCCAACGUCACCAGCAGCCCCACCCGCCAUGCACCUUGCACCUGCGUGCUGCGCUUUGAGCUGCCCAUGGAUUACCCUGCGCCCGUCUGCCUCUACUAUCAGCUCUCCAACUACUACCAAAACAACCGGCGCUACAGCAUCUCCCGCGACAACGCGCAGCUCAGCGGGGACUCCUGGGCGCUGACCAACCCCGUUACUGAGUGUCAGCCUUACCAAAAGAACCACAAGCUCCCCAUCGCACCCUGCGGGAACAUCGCCAACAGCCUCUUCAAUGACACCUUCGCCCUCUACCAAGUGCUUCGCAAUGGCUCCAUGGUCUCUGUGCCCCUGGACAAGAGAGGCAUCUCCUGGUGGACCGACACCAACGUCAAGUUCCGGAACCCCGAAUUGGUCAAUGGGAGCCUGGCACUGGCCUUCAAGAACACCACCAAGCCUCCCAACUGGCCCUACCCAGUCUACGACUUGGGCAACAACACGGGCCCAAACAACACGGGCUUUGUCAAUGAGGACUUCAUUGUGUGGAUGCGCAUCGCCGCCCUGCCCACCUUCCGCAAGCUGUACGCCCGCAUCCGCCAGGGGAAUUUCUCUGUGGGGUUGCCCCGUGGCACGUACCAGCUCAAUGUCACCUACAAUUACCCUGUCCUCUCUUUCAAUGGUGGCAAGAAGGUCAUUUUCAGCACACUUUCCUGGAUGGGGGGAAAGAAUCCUUUCUUGGGCAUUGCUUAUCUCGUUUGUGGUUCGGCCUGCAUCCUCACUGGCAUUGUCAUGCUAGUUGUGCAUUUGAAAUAUCGGCACCAAAAUGAGGAAGAUUAAUGGAGCAGACUCCGACAGUCAAAAGGUUUAGGGGAGGACUGCUGCAGAAAGUUUGCUGGCCAGAUUAUUUCUGGUAUUAGAAUUGAACUUAGUUUGUAGCCUUUCUUUUUUAAAAAAGAAGCCUCAUCUUCAGAGUAGCUGAGAAUCAAGUAGAUGCCUCUGAUUGUGUGUGAGAAUGUGUGUGCUGCCAUCUUCAAUCACUAUAAUUCAGACAUGUGGGGUAUUUCUGCCAAGGAUAGCCAACCACUGCAUGGUUUUCUUUAUUCACAACAGAGAUGCCCCCAGGGAAAUCCAUGUUUAAUUAAGGGUACAGGAGACUCUCCUCUUGUUUAGUGCUUAUGAAACAUGGCCUGUUUUCAGAAUACUGAGAAGAUGUGUCCUUUGCAAAGGGGUACCGUGCCAAAGUUUUAAUAAUGAACAUUAUUAAAUGUUCAUUCAUUCAUUCAUACUUCAUCACUUUGAUUUGUUCUCCAGCAGAAUUGUUCCCAGAUUGAGAGUCCUACUGGAAUGACUUGAAUGUAGUAUCAUACAUUCAAUUUUACAGCAGUCU